CUGGUUCGCUCAGAUCCACGUGGAGCUCAUUGUUUUUGCGUCCUUAAGAGCGGCGCGGCGCGCAGUGUCAGUUUGGUGAACUUUUCUUCUUCAUUCCCCCUGCUCAGAGGAGGAUCUGUAGCUGGAGUCCGUCCAGGCUUCUGCUCGACCUGUUGACAAAGGUAUACAAAUGCUCUCCGUCCAGCCGGACACCAAGCCAAAAGGCUGUGCCGGCUGCAACCGGAAGAUCAAGGACCGCUACCUGCUGAAGGCCCUCGAUAAGUACUGGCACGAGGACUGCCUAAAGUGUGCCUGCUGUGACUGCAGGCUGGGCGAGGUGGGCUCCACGCUCUACACCAAAGCCAACCUCAUCCUGUGCCGGAGAGACUACCUACGGUUGUUUGGCGUAACGGGGAACUGCGCGGCCUGCAGCAAGCUAAUUCCAGCCUUCGAGAUGGUCAUGAGGGCCAAGGAGAAUGUCUACCACCUGGACUGCUUCGCAUGCCAGCUCUGCAAUCAGAGGUUUUGUGUGGGAGACAAGUUUUUCCUGAAGAACAACAUGAUCCUGUGCCAGACAGACUACGAGGAGGGGCUGAUGAAGGAAGGCUACGCUCCCCAGGUCCGCUGACCCUCGUAGGUCGACGAGGAGGAGGAGGAAGAGGGGGAGGAGGAGGAAGAGGAGUGGGAGCAAGAGAGAGACCUGAAGGAGAGCUUGCAAUCACACAACAAAAAAGCACUAUCGCCUCCUAUCCAGCUCCUGUCCCCCACCAUGUACAUAACUAAGCAAGGGGACACACUCUGCUGUACAGAAUAGCCAUAGAGACGCCGCAAGUGGCAGGGAAAGGCCCGGGAAGCCUGCAACAAACGACAAGUGUGAAAAAAAAAAAUGUAAUAGUGUGGCCCUUUCUUUGUGUUUUACGGACGCUGCCUCUUUCCUCCUGGCCAACAGACACCGGCCUCAGAGCCAAUUCUAACCAGCGGCUGAUCCCGGCUGUUGGAAAGCAAAAACAAGAUAUAUAUUAACCCACCCUAAAGCAGUCUUGUCUCUUCUUAUCUGACAAUGACAGACAACUUCUACUUGAAUCUAAAAUACACUGAGGUAUUGUCAAUCAAUGUAAUUUUGAGGUAACAACCUUUUUACUGUAUGAUAUUGGAUUCAGAACACAGUGAAUGUAAGCGGAAGAGCGGCAAAAUGAACGCUGAUGACUAAUUUGUUGCUGUGCGUGUGUGCGUGUGUGCCUGCGUGCGUGGGUGUGUGCACGUAUGUGUGCGUGUGUCUGAGCAUGUUGAGGAUUUAUUCGUCUUGAAAGGCUCGGUCUGGUCCAUACUGGUUCAUACUUUAAUUCCGGGUUACUACUAGAACAUGUUUGUCAACAUGUCAAAAACCACAUUAUUUUCUCCUAUUGUCUGUCUGAAUAUACCUGUAUUCAACUUCUGUCUGAAACCCUAAAAAUCCAGUCUGCUCUGAUUGGCUUGCAAAAGGUCUUCCCAAUAGAAGAGGACCUGCUCCACCGCCCAGGAAAAUGUAUAUACAAGCACAGAAAAGUGAGUUUUUCAUGAUAUGGGUCCUGAUGAGUAUAUUUAUAUUAACAAUGAAUACAAUUACUUCGGAUGUGAAAUGCGUCUCCAUAGUGAUUGGGCCCCAGAAAAUCCUGACGACUUUCAGCUCUUCUGAGCUUUUUUCCUCAGCACCAAACGGCAGUAAAAGUUAGCAACUAGUUGGAGCAUUUAGCAUCUAAAGAGCCACAUAUUUUCACAUCAAUUGGUGGAGACCAAAACAGAGCUAAAACAUGGACUUGUAUUCAUCAGGUGUACACAAAGACCGUUCCAAGGAGAUGUCAAUGUUGCUCUGUGUCUUGCUCUGUGAAUGUGUAAAUAGGCAACAAACAUGUUGCAACAAAACAAAUACAGUAUUUUCAGAUGUUUUCAGCUCUACUGCCCCCAAGUGGUCAAAAUAAACAAUUAAAGCAACUUCAAACGCUAUGGACCAGACCUGAUGCCUGUGGACAAACGCGUGGUUGUGAGAGACUAUCUGACAUGGGGUGACAAGAGUCAUCGCUCCAUUCCUGAAAUGCAUUCCGUCAGAGCUUCUUUCAGCAGUAUUUGUGCAGCCCGGGUUUGGACUGUGACUCCGGGCUCCGUUCUGAGAGAGAGCUGUGUAUUUUUUGCUGGAGACAGUCUUUCUAUUUAUGAAAACCUUUCUUUCACACUGGUCAAACGGAAAUGUGGGGAACCGUCCAAGGCGGCAGGUUUGUUGUAGCGGUUGUUAGGGGUGUUGGGAUUGGUCGAGGGUUGGUGGGGGUUGGUUACUUUUUGUACACUAUUUAUUUGAUAAGCAUUCAGUGCAUCGCCCGUUGUCCACAAUUUGGCAUUGUUUGACAUGCUGAUACUUGAAUCCAGUUUAGGAAUUCUCAAUCUAGGUUUGGCUUUUGUUGAGUGGUGGCUGUGUGAUUUUCAACACGGCUUUGGGUUCAGGUAACUGCACCCUGCGGCAGGUCAGUCACCUUAAGGCCCGCUCAUCUCUGUCAUGGUGGCCGCCUGCUGCAGGAGGAGUUACAUCCAGUAGUAAAUAUCAGCAUCUGAGCGUGUGCAACAGCGCUCAGCACAUUUUCUUAGCUGGAAAAAAAAAUCUUUAAUUUGUAAAUUGUGGGUGAACAUAAAAGAAAUAUUCAUUUUUGCUUGCUAUUGUACAAUGAUUUCUUUUUAUGUGUCAUCCAGCAUGAGAUGUUUAUUUUUAGGA
This is a messenger RNA of Anoplopoma fimbria (sablefish), 2719 nucleotides long. RefSeq names its product LIM domain only 3 (gene lmo3). Lineage: Eukaryota; Metazoa; Chordata; Actinopteri; Perciformes; Anoplopomatidae. Gene Ontology annotation, molecular function: DNA-binding transcription factor binding; transcription coactivator activity. The coding region runs from base 170 to 607 and encodes 145 amino acids. Gene Ontology annotation, biological process: positive regulation of transcription by RNA polymerase II. Gene Ontology annotation, cellular component: nucleus. The transcript is spliced from 4 exons. The record is from RefSeq and is a predicted model, not a curated record.